Messenger RNA from Oryctolagus cuniculus (rabbit), 2407 nucleotides. The record is from RefSeq and is a predicted model, not a curated record. Lineage: Eukaryota; Metazoa; Chordata; Mammalia; Lagomorpha; Leporidae.
GUAUAUAGUUAAUUGAGACACAAUCCGAGUUAAUCGACAUUAGAAGAUUUAAUGUACUCUUAUGCAAAACACAUAAAAGAUGAAGUCCUCAGGUCUUCUGGGCAGGGCAUAAGGGAGAAGAGGAAGGGGGCAAAGCAUGGCAUGGGGCUACCGAGUCCCUCUGUGUCCCUUUGUUCUCUGGCAUUUGGAAUGUAGAGCCUUAGCGAACACUGGUCGCCUUGACUACCAGCAACUUGGAAAUAAAGGGAAGUCUCCCUGUGCGCCUGAGCCUCCACACUCCUGGAAAGAUCUGACCUCACCCAGUCAUGCCUCAUGGGCAGUUACCUGGGCAAGUCCAGCCCACCCCAGCCUGUCCCCUCGCAGGAGGGCAAGGACCAGCGGGAGACGCUUGACCGCCACCCACUCGGCCGCGCCCCGUUGCUGACGCCCCCUGGCCACCAGGUUCCCCGAGUUGACCCUUCUCCUGGCUGCCAGCCCUCCGGGAGGCCUGCCCAGCGGCAUGGUCAGACUUCCUUCAGUGGGUUUCAAAUAACGCCUCGCAGACGCUACCCGAUCCAGCAGCCCCGAUAUUCCCGUGUGGGUUGCCUACCGACCGUGUGCUGGAAUGGCAGCCCCAAGAAGCCUGUGCUGUCUGUUCGUAACUCCAAGAUGGUGUGUAGGUCGGGGACGGUGAGGGUCCCCCCUCUUGACCGCAGGCUGACUCGCCGCCCAGGACCUGGGCAGAUCAUCAGCUCCACCCAGCCCUCGCAGUCUGCUAAGUCUCCGGACCCCUGUGCCCCGCAGAGUGGUGCCACCGCCCUCCCAGAGAGGAAGAGGAGGAGGAGCCCAGCAGGGGAAGACCAAAUCCUCCGGGCUGGCCCGGAGACUAAGGGAGGCUGCCCUGCUGGCCCUGGGCAGGGGCAGCCAGCCGUCUGGGACCCGCUGACCGGUCCCCAAGACUCAGACGCCCACUUGAAUAAGAGACCCCGCCACUCUUCUGAGAGCUCCCCAGAGCGCUCCACCACGGCUGGCAUCCCUGUGCCCGUCCGCAACGCCAUUAGCAGCUCCUACAGCUCCACUGGCGGCCUGUUGUGGCCGAGGAAGCGGGGCCGGCCCACGAUGAGUGCCUUCUGCGGGCCGGCCGCCUCCUGCUCCAAAAUACCAGAGAGGCCAGCAAAGGUGACUGGGGAGGAGGCGCUGGGGCCUCGCUCCAGUACCUCACCUCCCUUGGUGACGGACAGCGAGUCCCAGAGAGGAAGAGCGGUAGGUGCAGCCGCGGAGAAACCAGGCUUGCGGAAUUCCUCGCCUACACCUGGCGGCUCCUGGCCACAUAAAAGGAAGUUUGCUGAGCAGCUUUCCGGGGGAGGGGACCUGGGCACUCUGCCUCCCGCGCCCCGGCUGGGCUAUCCUGUCACUCUGGAAGAUGGUGACAUGGCAACGAAAGGUUCAUCUCGGUGGCUUAACCAGUUUGUGGAGCACAGGAUGGAUGCUGCCCAAGAGUCUGCCCCCGGGAGCCCACCCCGCACUCAGCCUCCCAGCGCGCUCCCGCUGCCCGCAGCCAGCACUGCGCCCUCAUCAGCUGCCUUCUGGGGCCCGAUAAAGAGGCAGACUGCUCUGCGGUUUCCAGCCUUCCCAGAAUAUGCUGGAGUAGCAGCGACGGUGGCCCCUUCGCCUGCGAAGAUAGCCCGCCUAAUGGGCCCUGUUGACUCUUCACGGCCACAGCGUCUUCCCGCCAACUCUUUAGAUCUCAAGCUUGUAGCCCCUUUUGUGGGGCUGAUCCCUGUUCCUGCUAUGAAACUGGCCAGUGACACCAAGUCCCUGCCAUCCCUCCGGGCUGAGACAUCUGUCAAAGUCCCGAUGCCACAGGGCCUGCUCACUACCCCCUUGCCAUGGAUGCUGCUGGACAAGCCGGGCAGCCCACCUCCUCACGCUGUCCUUCCUGGUGCUGCUGCUGCUGCUGAGAACUUGACAUCCCCCAUGUUCAAGACCAUGUGUAUAGCCUCAUCUGGAAGUGAGAGUGCAGGCCCUUUGCCAUCUGGCCCCAUACUCACAACUCCGGCAUCUUCCAGCAUCACCAUCCCCACGACGACCUGUACUUUCACUCUAAGUGUAAAGCCUGCCUUUGCCAGCACAGGGUCUGCUGCACCUGUGCCCUUGGCCAAGCACUUCUCCUUCAAGCUGAACCCUGCAUCAGCCACCGCUCCAGCUUCAACUACCCCUGUCUUCACUAGCCAGGCUCCUGCCACCUGCACAGAGGCCUCUGCCACAACUACAAGUACGAGUGAAGAUUCAUUUUGGCUUUGGUGUCAGCGAUGUGACCAGCCUCCUGAGAAAAGCAUUGUACCCUGGACCCCAAAAUCAGCCUCUUUGGAAGAAGUAUGAAUGCAGGUGUCUAAGACAAAAAAUUAAAAUUUUUCACGAAACUUUA